Effrenium voratum is the source of this 1758-nucleotide messenger RNA. The record is from the annotation of a GenBank genome assembly. NCBI's taxonomy places the organism in Eukaryota, Dinophyceae, Suessiales, Symbiodiniaceae.
AUGGCCUUGGCUCAGCCAAGUUGGUUGCCCUCAUGCUUUUCGGGGCCCUGCAUGUGGGUAGUGAGCGUGGCCGACUUUCUCAACAUGAGAUUGGAAAAAACUCCUUGCCAUGAGGAACUGCUCUCGAAAGGACUUCUGGUACGCUGGCAGGCAGGUUUCUUUUGUAUUUUCGUGUCGCACCAAUGGCUGGGCAUCAAGCAUCCCGAUCCGAACUUUGAACAACUGCCUAUGCUUCAGCAAGCCUUGCGGCAUCUUCUAGCAGGCAGUGACCUCGGGGUUGACCUGACAGCAGAGUUCUUCGGCAAGCGUGCGCGCUUGAGCGACAAACACCGGGCGAGCAUCAAGGAUGGCUACAUUUGGAUGGACUGGUUCAGCAUCCCGCAGCACAUUCCAGAGGCACAACAUCCUCAAGGAACCGCUACUUUUGAAGACCUGCCCAUGUGGAAAGCCAUGUCUAGUCUUGCGACGCAGGAUGAGUAUAUUCGUUUGAUUCCAAAGUAUGUGGAGGUGUCCGACCUGUUUGUGGUGCUUGCACCACCCUGCCGACACGAUGAUGGAACACUCUGCGGCUUCCGGAGCUGGUCCGAAAGAGGUUGGUGUCGAUUGGAGCUUUGGUGCCAGAUGAUGUCCGAAAAUGUGAAGUUGCCGCCAGUACUAGUAUCCGGCUCUGACCAGAUAAACUUUGCUAUGCAAAUCCACUGGCUUGAUCAUCCACCGCAUGAGGGGCAAUUUACGAUUGAGGCAGAUCGCCAUUCGGUGAACAAAGUGACUCGGGGAGCUCUGGUUCGAAAAAUGAUAUCCUUGAAAGCAUCCAAGAAGUGGGCUGCCUACCGCUACUUUGUUGCCAGGUACGAGACACUUCUUGGCCUCGAGCUCCGACAACGCACCCGGGAAGAGUUUAUGGCUGACUUCAAGUUUAGCUCGCUGCAUUCCAAAUGUCGCUGCAUGUCUCCAAUAGUUUGCGCGGCGCUAUCUGGAGAUGCUGAGAUGAUUCGAGUGCUUUGCAGUGAGGGGCUGGAUGUGAAUAGGUUUGAUAGCUCCAUCCCGGAAGUGAAUAUUUUUCAACCUAUGUCGCCCGUGAUGUUUGCUGCGAUGCUUGCCUGGCGCAAUGAAGAGACUAUUGUUGCACUCUUGCAGCAGAAAGCAGACAUCAGGGCCACCACCUUUUUUGGUACUCCCAUGCUGGGAUAUUGCAAGACGGCACGAACUGUCGAGCUGUUGAUCCAAUACCGGGCAGAUGUGAAUCAGCAGGAGAGGUUGGCCUGCAUUCCGCCUCUCUCUGCGGCUUGUGAAAAUGCCGCGCCUAGAUCUGUCCUGCUUAGCCUUCUGAAGCACAGGGCCUGCGUGAAUCCGAUCAAGAGCGGGGUGGCCAGCGUGCACCCAUUGGCAUGUCUGGCCAUGCGCCCGGCCAACUCCAAUAACUUGGAGCUGGCCAAGCUGCUACUGGACGCCAGAGCGGAUGCGAACAUGCAGUACCGCGCCUCUGGCAUUUGGCGUGCCGCAGAAUUGCUGUGCCUUGCUCGGGUGAAGAUAUUCGGGCCCAUGACUCCGAGGAUCACCAACUUCAUCCUUGAGUGGUCCACCACCCCUUUGGGCGUUGCUUGCUUUUUUGGGUUCGAUGAGAUGGUGAAAUUGCUUCUGGAUGCAGAAGCGGACCCUGAGAUACCCAAUGACCGCGGACAUACCCCGCUUCAGCUUGCUGAGUCGACAUCGGUCCUGAACAUCGUUCGACACCACCAGACCACGUUUGCAGUUUGA